GUCCAAGUGCCCGGAGUCCUUCAGUGUUUAACAAAAGCCGCAAAGGCAGUCAUGCUUAUUCGAAGCUGUUUAUCAAGCCUUAGGUAGAUUAUGGAGAUGUUAGAAGUAUUUGCGGAAUAGUGAGUGGUCGUGUGGCUUACAUUCAGGAUAGUAGGCGCUACAUGUUGAACGAACGCGCAUCCUGGGAGAAGUUCUUCAUUCUUGACAUUAAUAUUCACCUUCUUGCUCUACGACCUCACUCAGAAAGGAAGGACUGCUGCUGUUCGCCAAUGCAAUGUUUUUCAGCCUGCUCAACAACCAUACUGCGAAGUUCUUUUUGCUGUGUUUGGCAGUCAUCAAGCUAACGGAGAGCUUCGUGGCUGUGCCCGAUGAAGACGCCAACAGAACUACUGCAGAGUUAAUAGCAAGCAAGGGCUACCCCGUGGAAGAGUACACCAUCACGACCGAGGAUCACUAUGCCAUAACGGUGCAUAGGAUACCAGCAGGACGGGUAGGAGUGCAAGGAUGGCCAGGAAUGCAAAAGACAGUGGCCUUUUUGAUGACCGGGCUCGAAGGAAGCAGCGCAGACUUUGUGGUAAACAUGCCACAUCAGAGUCUUGGUUUUAUAUUAGCCGACCAUGGCUACGACGUAUGGUUGGGUAACGUCAGGGGCACCAAGUAUUCAAACCACGCCUGGCUGAGAAAGGAAGGAAAAGAUUUUUGGGAUUUUAGUAUUGACGAAAUGGCCGCAUACGACCUACCAGCGCAAUUAGAUUGGAUACUCCAAAAGACGCAGCAGCAUUCACUGCAGUACGUAGGGUGGUCCCAGGGAUGCGGUAUCAUGUUUGCCUUGCUUGCGGAGAAGCCAGGAUACAACGACAAGAUUCAACUUUUCCAGGCUAUAGCACCUGCAGUUUUCUUGGGUCACAUGACGUCGCCUAUGAAACGUCUGUCUGCGCAUUCCAAACCGAUAUACGAGAUCGGUGAGGUUAUAUUUCAGGGAACAGUGCUGGGAAGACACAACGACUUCAUCGACAAAAUUAAGCAAAUGUCCUGCAACCCAGUUUUUCCAAGCAUCUCCUGCCGGGCGGCUUUCUUCUUCGUCAACAGAGGAUUCCCUGUUGACAUAAACAUGACCAGGCUGCCUGUGUACCUGGGCAAUAGCCCUUCUGGGUCAUCCGUGCGCAAUCUCCUUCACUACGGUCAGUUGACAAAGUCGAAGAGAUUUCAAAAAUUUGACUGGGGACCAAAAAAGAACUGGAAAGUGUAUGGAAAGCUACUACCACCGAAGUACGACUUGCGCAAAGUCACAACGCCAGUAGCCAUCUACUGGGGCGAUGGAGACGUGCUCGUCACCCCACGUGACGUAGCCCGCCUAGCGAGGAGCCUGCCCCAUGUUGUACUCAACUACAAGGUGCCCAUACCCGGCUUCACACACUUUGACAGCGUGUGGAGUGUCACAGCUUGGAAGCACCUUUACAAAAAAAUUUUAGAACUGAUGACAAAGUACUCUUCUUCUAUAUCAACUGUGCACAUGUCGCCCCACAAUUCAAACGAAUAAAAUAAAAAAAAUGUUCUGACACCUCGCA
This is a messenger RNA of Dermacentor andersoni, 1568 nucleotides long. RefSeq names its product gastric triacylglycerol lipase-like. Gene Ontology annotation, biological process: lipid metabolic process. Gene Ontology annotation, molecular function: hydrolase activity, acting on ester bonds. The record is from RefSeq and is a predicted model, not a curated record. Lineage: Eukaryota; Metazoa; Arthropoda; Arachnida; Ixodida; Ixodidae.